Messenger RNA from Toxoplasma gondii ME49, 2465 nucleotides. It is a transcript of the gene SOD, whose product is annotated as superoxide dismutase. NCBI's taxonomy places the organism in Eukaryota, Apicomplexa, Conoidasida, Eucoccidiorida, Sarcocystidae. Gene Ontology annotation, biological process: superoxide metabolic process. The transcript has 4 exons. Gene Ontology annotation, molecular function: superoxide dismutase activity; metal ion binding. The coding region runs from base 1360 to 1965 and encodes 201 amino acids. The record is from RefSeq and is a predicted model, not a curated record.
CCCCCGUAAAGUUGUUCCCGAUGGAUAGUGACCAGGUGAAAAUAAAGCGGUUGGUCAGCACCCGCAUGUCGACCUCUGCCGCCCUUCGAGACGUGCAUGGCUCCAGUUUCUUGCUUCUUUGUUUUCUCUUCAGCGCCUCGUUUUGCGUUUUGAGCCAACCACCACUAGCUCUGUAACGACGUAUUCGGUGUGAUAAUAGUGCGUGCCGGCAAUGUUCGUAAUGAACUUCCACUCGUUGGGCACGUCAUUUCUUGCCGUUUGCCGUGUUUUCAGUGCCACACACCGUAUGCUUCAUGGCGAACGCCAUUAGCGUUCUGGGAACUCUCAUACUGCAGGUCGUGCAAGUUGCAGAUGAAGACAGCGCAACUUCGACACGUUAGCCUCUCGAUUGCAAAAAGUCUCGCAAUACGCUUGACAAACUCGUCCGACUCUCCUCCUACACCGAACAUGCUUUUUGUCUGCGCCAGUCUCAACAUGACUGCGCUGCUCCAGAUAGAAGUUUCAGACAGUGCGCGCUUAAGAGGGGACUGACCGCGGCAGCGCGCGGAUACUUCUGUACUAAAACAACAUCCUAAUCUGAACCAACGGACACGCCCAGUCGUCUUCGCGGCUCAUACGAAGGCGGCAGUAAGAGUAAAAAUGACUCGGCAAGCGGACUCACGUGUGCAGAGUCAGAACACCCUGCUUGUAAACCGUCAACGCCUACCAAUACUAGAGAUUUAACCUACUGAGACCGCUAGAACUUUACUAUACAGCCGCUCAUUUCAUCGAUUCGGGAGAGACACCGUUUGACUGAAAGGGAAGUGCUGCGCACCGUGUGCAGGUCAGGCCAUGAAGCGCAGGAGCAACUGGACAGUCGAUGCCGGGGUGUUAUGUUCUACUGUGUCUCAAAAGUACAUCCUUCUUGCGUCAAAUAAAGGAGCUGAGUUGUCCAGAUUCACUUUGUCGAAAGCUACCUCCCUUGAAUGGUGCACGGUGUGCGCUCCUCCGACGACGGCGCGUGUCUGCUCCCACAACCGCCGCCCAACGGUGUUUCGCGUCGCAGUGUUCCGCGUUACAGCGUCAUGGACAGCGGGUUCCUUAACAACACUGUCUUCGCCCGGUACACUUGGCUUUUCAGCGGCAUACCGCGCUGCAGUUCAUUUAUGGUUGGGAUAUACAGAGAAGGCGAUAUUAAGAACUUGGUGUGUGGUUGCUUGCACAUUAUAGCGAACCUUCCAUUGAGUGGCGCAAAGUUUUCGCCUGUAGUCACGAACCCUCCAACAGGCGUCGCUGUCACGUGGGCACGCACAAGUGUGAGCUGCCAAAUUUCCGAUUGUGUUUCUUUAUUCGGCUCUCGUUUUCUUUUUGUUAAUCGCCAUGGUAUUCACUUUGCCCCCGCUCCCCUACGCGCAUGACGCGCUUGCUCCCCAUAUCAGCUCGGAGACACUUCAGUUCCAUCAUGGCAAACACCAUGCAGGCUACGUGGCUAAGCUGAAUGGCUUCAUUGAAGGAACCGCUUUCGCGGGAAAGACUCUAGAAGAGGUGAUCCGUACGUCUACUGGAGCCAUUUUCAAUAAUGCGGCUCAAGUGUGGAAUCAUACAUUCUACUUCAGCAGCAUGAAGCCACCAAUGUCUGGUGGUGGUGGAGAACCUACUGGGAGACUUCUCGACGAAAUCAAGAAGGAAUUCACAUCUGUUGAGAACUUUAAGGACGAGUUUUCGAAGGUUGCCGCUGGCCACUUUGGCUCAGGUUGGGCAUGGCUUGUUUGGGACAAACAAGGCAAGAAGGUCGGCAUUGAGCAAACUCAUGAUGCGGGCACCCCGAUAACGGAGCCGAUGAAGGUGCCGCUCCUUUGCUGUGAUGUAUGGGAGCAUGCCUACUACCUUGACAGAAAGAACGACAGGCCAGCGUACAUCAAAGCAUGGUGGAAUGUUGUAAACUGGGACUUCGCCAGCAAGAACUUGGAGAAUGCCUUGAAAUGAAGUGAUAUGAUCAAACGGGAAUCUGCGAAUGUUUACGUGCUUCGCACUCAACCAGAAUACCCUGGUCUUUCGAAGCAGCCGCGCUUUCUGUUGUAGGUGUGAACAGGUUGCGUGGCUGAUUCUUCAUGAAAUGUCAGAGCUGCGGCUGUGUGUUUAGAAACACGGUUUUUGUGACAGUGCGCAGCAAUUUUGUACUGCGUGUCAAGCGUUCCUUCGUUUCGGACUAAGCAAUAAGCCAUGGUGCCUGAGAGAACUGUUCAUGCAGGUCACUUUCUGUGGUCGGCCUGGUAGUGCAUCGAUGUGAAGGAGUCGGCUGUAGCCGCAACUCCAGCAUCGUUGGCGCUGCACCCCUCGCAUGGGAUUUCGCAACAAGCUUCUUAAAUGUACAGAGACAAUGGUACAAUAAGCUAAUAGCCACGUGAAGUUUGUGUCCGCCUACGUCGGUGGAUGCCUUGGAACUUUGUCACAGGAAGCUGACAGUCUCCCAAAACAGUUUACGG